Messenger RNA from Emiliania huxleyi CCMP1516, 585 nucleotides. RefSeq lists its product as hypothetical. Lineage: Eukaryota; Haptophyta; Isochrysidales; Noelaerhabdaceae. Bases 1 to 585 code for a protein of 194 amino acids. The transcript is spliced from 3 exons. The record is from RefSeq and is a predicted model, not a curated record.
AUGCCCCUCGUGACUCCAUCGCUCGCCGUAUCAAACUGCACCCUGCCACACUCCCCGCUGCCGGUGCGCGACGGGUCGCUCUGCUCGGUGCCCGCGUGCGCCGCGUGCGGCCGGCUGCUUCCGUCGCUGCUGCUCAUCGGCUCAAUCAAGACGGGCUCGACGCUGCUGUGGGGCCGGCUGGUCGACUAUAGCGAGGGCGCCAUAGACACGGGCAGGACCACCGACAAGGGUUACAUCUCCAAGAAGGAGAAGGACUUCUUCGGCGACCCUGCGCAGUGGCGCCGUGGCCGCGGCUGGUAUGAGCGGGCGUGGCCAAAGUGCCCGGCUAGCGGCGCGCGCACCGUCGUCGGCAUCGAUGCGACCCCGGCGUACCAUGUGUGGUACGAUGCGCCGAAGAACAUGGCCGCCUUCUACGGCCGGGCGCUCGGCCAGCUCCGGCUCGUGUGGAUGCUCCGCGACCCGCUCAAGUCGUACGGCGGCGACUGGGACAGGGUCACCUUUGACGCCUUCACCGCGCCCAAGCUGAACCGGUCGCGCGAGACAGGACGCGAGAGGGACACUCUGUCGGCAGAGCGGCGCCUCUAA